GGCUGCCCGGCGCGGGGCGGGCUUGAGGGUGACAUCUCGGCGUUUAAAGGGCCCGGGUCAGCUGAUCGGCUCAUGUCUAGUUUCGCGGACAGGGUCGCGGCCGCCUGAGGAAGCGAUGACCGGCGAGCGGCUGGGCUCAGCGCUCCUGGCCAGACCCUGGGCACCGCGGACGCUGGGUUUGCGGAGAGGCGGUAGGGCGCAGGUGUUUACGGCUCUCUUCCAGCUGCUGUUGACUCUGGCCGGGCUCGAAGCUGGGGCUAAGAAUGACUUCAGCCUGGUGCAGCCGCUGGUGACCAUGGAGCAGCUGCUGUGGGUGAGCGGGAAACAGAUUGGCGAAGUGGACACCUUCCGCAUCCCGCUCAUCACGGCCACCCCUCAGGGCACUCUCCUAGCCUUCGCUGAGGCCAGAAAAAUGUCGGCAUCCGACGCUGGGGCCAAGUUCAUCGCACUGCGGAGGUCCACCGACCAGGGCAGCACGUGGUCCUCUACAGCAUUUAUUGUAGAUGACGGGGAAACCCCCGACGGGCUCAACCUGGGCGCCGUGGUGAGCGACGUGGAGACAGGAGUGGUGUUCCUUUUCUACAGCCUCUGUGCUCACAGGGCCGGCUGCCAGGUGGCCUCCACCAUGCUGAUAUGGAGCAAGGAUGAUGGCAUUUCCUGGAGCUUGCCCCGGAACCUCUCGCUGGAUAUUGGCACGGAGAUGUUUGCCCCCGGCCCAGGCUCCGGCAUCCAGAAACAGCGCGAGCCACACAAGGGCCGGCUCAUCGUGUGUGGCCACGGGACACUGGAGCGAGAUGGCGUCUUCUGUCUCCUGAGCGAUGACCACGGCGCCUCCUGGCGCUAUGGCGGGAGGAUCACCGGCAUCCCCUACGGCCAGCCCAAGCGGGAGAACGAUUUCAACCCCGAUGAGUGCCAGCCCUAUGAGCUCCUGGACGGGUCCGUGGCCAUCAACGCGCGAAACCAGAACAACUACCACUGCCGCUGCCGCAUCGUCCUGCACAGCUACGACGGCUGUGAUACGCUGAGGCCCCGGGACGUGACCUUCGACCCCGAGCUCGUGGACCCCGUAGUCGCGGCAGGAGCCCUUGCCACCAGCUCCGGCAUCAUCUUCUUCUCCAACCCAGCCCACCCCGAGUUCCGAGUGAACCUGACCCUCCGCUGGAGCUUCAGCAACGGCACCUCAUGGCAAAAAGAGACAGUGCAGCUGUGGCCAGGGCCCAGUGGCUACUCAUCGCUGACAGCCCUGGAGGACAGCGUGGAUGGCGAGAAGCAGGCGUCCCAGCUCUACGUCCUGUAUGAGAAAGGCCAGAACCACUACACAGAGAGCAUCUCUCUGGUCAAAGUCAGCAUUUACGGGGUGCUCUGAGCUGCGGCCCCGCCCCAGAGGAGAAGGCCUGGACUCUGCCUUCAGGCGCACGGUUCUUAGAAGGCCAGCUGGAGGUGCCCAGUGACAGUCCCACGUUCCUGUGGGCCCUAGCCUUUUGCAAAACCAACUUCUUUUUGGUAGGACAAUCCCUCUGUUAGCACUGAAGCCACUUCCUGUCCCACACAGGAAGUCCUGCUCUCACCCGGAAGUGCUUCCUCUGCUCGUUGCCGGGUGUGACCCUGGCCCCUCUCGGCCCUUCCAGGACAGUGAUUUCAUACUUUUUUGGGCUGAGCCAGGUGGGCCUGUGGAAUCGAAUAAAUGUGAACUCAGGGACCUGAGGAAGGCGGAGCCUCCUCUCUAGGGUUGGGGUGAGAAUCUGGCUUUGAAGAGGGUUGGUGGAGGUCUCCAGGGGGCAGGAUACUUGGUUUCAGGGUAAGAAACUAGGUGCACCCUCCUCCCCAUCACUAUUUAUGAAUCAAACUGAUGGAACUCAGCGUUUUUAAUGAAAAUGAACAUGUGCAGAGUCUCCGUGUUUCUGUGCAUUUGUGAGACCGGGAGUGAGCUCUGGGGGAGGCGCUGAGUGCUGUGGCCUGUGAGACCUGGGUGUGGCAGCUCAGCCCCUUCCCUCGGGCAUUUCUGCCUCCCACAGAAAAACAGGCUGAUCUUUGGGGGUAAUGAGGAGAGAGCUCGGCCUGAUACCUGAAUGCAACACUGCUGUGCUUUGUAUCUCUUUCUUCUUUUUAAUUACUUUAAAGACAGAGUUGCUAUCCACUGGCCCGCUACCCAAAUGCCUGCAGUGGCCAGGGCCGGGCUGGGGCCAAACCCAGAAGCCUGGAACUCAGUCCAGGUCUCCCCCAUCACCACUGCUUCCCACAGUCUGCAUUAGCAGAGAGCUGGAGUCAGGAGCCAGAGGCAGGCUUCCAACUCACUCCAGUAUGGGGAGCAGAUUUCUCAACUGCUAGGCUAAAUGCCUGCCCGUGUUUUAUAUUUCUAGGAUGUGGUGGGAUAGUGUCCCUGAGACAGGGAGCAGGUGUAUAAAACGCAGAUAGGUAGCCAGUCCUAGGCCAGCCCGGCAGGGAAGCAAGUGCUUCCUGUGACAUGGUGUGAGGAAAUGGCAAUUUUGGCC
Molecule: messenger RNA, 2492 nt
Organism: Lepus europaeus (European hare)
Lineage: Eukaryota; Metazoa; Chordata; Mammalia; Lagomorpha; Leporidae
Gene: NEU1
Product: neuraminidase 1
Exons: 6
Coding region: 116-1366 (416 amino acids)
Biological process (GO): oligosaccharide catabolic process; ganglioside catabolic process
Cellular component (GO): lysosome; cytoplasm; membrane
Molecular function (GO): exo-alpha-sialidase activity
Source: RefSeq, a predicted model, not a curated record